This is a messenger RNA of Durio zibethinus, 366 nucleotides long. NCBI's taxonomy places the organism in Eukaryota, Viridiplantae, Streptophyta, Magnoliopsida, Malvales, Malvaceae. The record is from RefSeq and is a predicted model, not a curated record.
AUGGUGGAUGGUAAGGAGGUGAUAAAGCUAGAGAGUGAAUGGGAUGUCAAUGACAUGAAGAUGGCUCAACUCAAUGCCAAAGAAAUGCACACAUUCUUUUGUGCAUUGAGACCAUGUGAGUAUAAUAGAGUCUCCUUAUGUGAGAAUGUAAAGGAAAUUUGGGAUAAGUUAGCUGUCACCUAUAAGGGUACAAACCAAGUGAAAGAGACAAAAAUAAGCAUACUUACUCAUGAUUAUGAGUUGAUCAAGAUGAAAUCUGAUGAAACCAUCAGUGAGAUGUCAAAUUGCUUCACCGACAUCAUUAAUGGUUUAAAGGCUCUUAGGAAGACAUUCAAAUGUGGAUAUGGUAAAGAAAAUUCUCAAUAG